AUGGCCAUUGUCCCUAUCGUAGCGAUUGUCGCAGCUGCACUCCUCGUCAAGCACUUCCUUCUAGAUCCCCUCAUCCUCAGUCCCCUCAAGCACAUCCCCGGCCCCAAACUCUUCGCCGUCACAAAAUGGAGACUUGCCUACGAGGACUGGAAAGGCACGCGAACCCGCACCAUCUACCAAUUGCAUCAGAAGUAUGGCCCGGCGGUGCGCAUCGGCCCAAACGAGGUGUCGUUCAACAGCCUUGCGGCUCUGCGAACCAUGUACGGCCCAGGAAGUAAAUUUGGCCGAACCACCUUUUACCGCAUGUUCGAUGUGUAUGGCGAGCAGAAUCUGUUUACGUUCCACUCGCCCAAGGAGCACGGCGACCGGAAGAAGUUGCUCUCACACGCAUAUUCCAAAUCUGCUGUGCUGAAGCCCGCGACGACAAAGAUGGUGGAGAGAAAGGUUCGACAGUAUCUGGAUCUCAUUGAGAGUGAGCCUGAGCUUGUGAGCGAGAUCUUCAGCACCUUGCAUUAUUAUUCGCUCGACAACAUCACCGCGUUUGUCUACGGAAAAUAUGGCGCGACAGCAGCUAUUCGGGGUUCCAAGAUGCAUCGGGCGCUUAUUUCUGAUAUUCUGCAUCCUUCUCGUCGCAGGUUAUCCUGGUUCAUCGUGCACUUCAAGGCAUUCACCAAGUGGCUGUAUCAGCAGACUGGCGUUACCGCGCAACUGGUGAAGCCUGUGCUGCCAAUGCAGCAACCUACCACAUAUACUGGCAUCCGAGCAUAUGCGCUGGGGGCUUUCAAGAGUUUCCGAGCUGAGGUUGAUGCGGUUGGACUGACCAACGAGCCAGACGAAUACGUUUCGAUUCUUGAACGGCUCUGGAAGUACCACGAGAGUCAGACAAAGGGUGGAAUGCGCGAUAUGCAAAUGGCCUCUGAAUGUGCAGAUCAUUUCCUUGCCGGCAUUGACACCACAAGUGACACUCUUAUGUUUCUUCUCUGGUCGCUCUCCUUACCAGGCAACGAGAAGAUCCAAGAGAAGCUCAGAGAAGAAGUCAUGGCUUUAUCAGGAGACUCACUGAACCCGCACGGCAACCCUAAGGUUGAAGCAAGUGACCGCUGCGAAUAUCUCCAAGCCGUUAUUAAGGAGACGUUGAGGCUAUACGCCCCGCUACCUAGCACAGAACCCCGGUCUUGUGACGCUGAUGUCGCUGUUGAUGGCUAUACAAUCCCCGCCCAUACUGUUGUAGGAAUGUCGCCUUGGGUUAUGCAUCGAAACCCAGACGUGUUCAAGGAUGCGCUCGUCUUCGACCCCGAGCGUUGGCUCGGACCACAGGCAGCGGAGAUGAAUCGAUGGUUCUGGGGGUUUUCUAGCGGAGGACGCAUGUGCAUCGGCAUGCACCUGGCAAUGGCCGAGAUGACCACCCUUACAGCUGCCAUCUACCGACAGUUCGAGACUUCGAUAGCUCCUGGGUUUGAGAAUACCAGCCCAGCCAUCACGGCUCGUGUCGAAACCUUUUACGAUGAGAGAUUCCCAAAGGUCAAGGAAUCGUCGUGCCUGAUCAAGUUUAAGAAGCUGGAAGGCUAA
Fusarium sp. VM40 is the source of this 1569-nucleotide messenger RNA. The record is from the annotation of a GenBank genome assembly. NCBI's taxonomy places the organism in Eukaryota, Fungi, Ascomycota, Sordariomycetes, Hypocreales, Nectriaceae.